Molecule: messenger RNA, 1300 nt
Organism: Paramecium pentaurelia
Lineage: Eukaryota; Ciliophora; Oligohymenophorea; Peniculida; Parameciidae
Source: the annotation of a GenBank genome assembly
AUGUUGGACUAUUAGCUAAUAAUAUUGAUAGUGUUCUAUUGGAUUAUUGACAUAAUUGUUAUUUUAACUCUCUCAAUUUUGAAAAUCAAGUUAUCAUUCUUUUAUAUUUUAGAUAUAAAAUUACAGUAGGGAAUUUAUUGAUUGAUACAUUUUUGGCAGCUAUUUUCAAAACUACAAUCCUAAUUAACUUCACCUACUCUGAACUAGAUAUUCAAUAUUUUAGCUAUGUUAUCAUGGCAUAUUACUUUAUCAGAUCGGUCAUCAUUAAUAUUAGAAAAAUAGCAACAAAUUAGACAAUCACAUAAUACUCCUUUGUAUAAUAUACAUUAAAUUAUAGCUUGUUUAAGGUGUAAAAAUAUUGCUUGUACUCUAAUUAAUGUUAAUAACCAUGAGAUGGAAGUGCACAAUUUAUUGGAGUUGGUAUACAACAUUUAGCAUUGCUUGGGGUUUAUUAGUUAUAAGCUUUAUUGUGCAUUUUGUUUUUCUUCUCUCGAUAGGUGAAACCUUAAUUGAUUACUAUAAAAAAAAGACAACUAAAACAUAAUUAGUUGGAGGAAUUUGGUUAACAUUUUAUUUAUGCGGAUUUAGUGGAAUUCCAAUGUGGUUUUGUUAUAUAAUAUGUCAAAAUCAAGAAGUAAAGAAUUUCUAAACAGCUGAUUAAGCUACUUUAUUAUGCAUUUUAAUAGUUUCUUAUAAUCUUUCACUUUAUGUGAUUACUGCUAUAUGUAAGGUCUAACUUAUGUAAGAAACUUUAUUAUAUUUAUAGAUAAUUCAUAAAAGAUAUGGGAUUUGAUAUUGAUGUACAAUAGGAGCCAGUUGGAUAAGAAGAAAAAUUGCCUUAUCAAUUUCUUAAAAUAUCUUUACCAUAAAAAUUAAUUCAAAUAUCUUCUACUUAUUUUGAUUUUGCUUAAGAGUCAAAUAAAUAGUAGAAAUAAUUAUAGCACAUAUCCAAUAGCAAUUUCAGUGUUAUUAAUUAAAAGGCCAGACUCAAAGCUUUCGAAUUUAUGGCUAAGACUGAAUAAAUUAAUUCACCAGUAGAAAGAGAAUCAGGACUUGUAAAAGGUGAAGAAAAGUGUCAGAUUUGUUUUGAAAAUGAACCUCAAAUUGUAAUGCUUCCUUGUUAACAUGGUGGAAUUUGUGAUGAGUGUCUUGAAAAAUGUUUAAAGAAAUCACCAAAUUGUUAUUUAUGUAGAAAGGUAUCUUAUAAAUUUUUAUUAAGAAAAUUCAAAAAUUGCUUCGAGUUUCUAAGGAGGCUUCUGGGAAAUUUGCAAUAAAUGACAUUGCAUUAUGUGAUGCAUGA